AUGGCGGAAUUCGUGCGUGCCCAGAUCUUUGGCACCACUUUCGAGAUCACCAGCAGGUACACCGACCUGCAACCGGUGGGAAUGGGGGCGUUUGGACUGGUCUGCUACUUCGUGACUGAGCUGUUGGGAACCGACCUGCACCGACUUCUGACCUCCCGCCCGUUGGAGAAACAGUUCAUUCAGUAUUUCUUGUAUCAGAUUCUGCGAGGGUUGAAAUUUGUCCACUCAGCAGGCGUUGUUCAUCGAGACCUCAAACCCAGCAAUAUCCUCAUCAACGAAAACUGCGAUCUGAAAAUCUGCGACUUUGGCCUGGCCCGUAUCCAAGACCCUCAGAUGACCGGCUAUGUAUCGACGAGGUACUAUCGCGCGCCCGAGAUCAUGCUAACAUGGCAAAAGUACGACGUGGAGGUGGAUAUCUGGAGUGCAGCCUGUAUCUUUGCGGAGAUGCUGGAGGGAAAGCCCUUGUUCCCCGGAAAGGACCAUGUCAACCAGUUUUCGAUCAUCACAGAACUUCUGGGUACCCCGCCGGACGACGUGACCCAGACCAUCUGCAGUGAAAACACACUGCGCUUCGUCAAAUCUUUGCCCAAGCGAGAGCGCCAGCCUCUCGCCAACAAAUUCAAGAACGCCGACCCGGAUGCGGUUGACCUUCUCGAGCGAAUGCUUGUGUUUGACCCCAAGAAGCGAGUCCGUGCCGGUGAAGCCCUUGCGCACGAGUACCUGGCCCCCUACCACGACCCGACCGAUGAACCCGAGGCGGAAGAGAAGUUCGAUUGGUCAUUCAACGAUGCUGAGCUACCAGUGGAUACAUGGAAAAUCAUGAUGUACUCCGAGAUCCUCGACUUCCACAAUAUUGAACAAGGCAACGACGCCGGUCAAGUUCUUGUCGAGGGAGUUGGGAAUGGUCAGAGUUAUGCAUGA
Molecule: messenger RNA, 921 nt
Organism: Aspergillus affinis
Lineage: Eukaryota; Fungi; Ascomycota; Eurotiomycetes; Eurotiales; Aspergillaceae
Gene: sakA
Product: mitogen-activated protein kinase HOG1
Exons: 7
Coding region: 1-921 (306 amino acids)
Biological process (GO): protein phosphorylation; cellular response to oxidative stress; stress-activated MAPK cascade
Cellular component (GO): cytoplasm; nucleus
Molecular function (GO): MAP kinase activity; ATP binding
Source: RefSeq, a predicted model, not a curated record